Messenger RNA from Rubroshorea leprosula, 732 nucleotides. NCBI's taxonomy places the organism in Eukaryota, Viridiplantae, Streptophyta, Magnoliopsida, Malvales, Dipterocarpaceae. The record is from the annotation of a GenBank genome assembly.
UUAUCUCUGAAAAGAUCUGACUGAGCCCGUAAAGGAAACAUCUUCGGGUGUCAACGAGAAUCCGAAAAUGGUGAAGCUGGUUCAAGGGACUGAAGCUGAGGCUUCUUCCCAUCAACCAAAAAGGCGAGGUCGGGAGGCUAAAUUCACGCCUGCUGAAAGAAGAGCAAGGAAAAGAGCCUGUGACAAUAAGCGUUAUCAUAAAACACAGGCUACGCUGAGACAAAUCAAAUUUCUAAAGAAGACAAAUGCAAACUUGGCAUUUGAGAACAGGAGACUUAAAUCUAGGAUUGCUGCUGUGGCUCGAGUUGUAAGGGCAACUAAUGCAAAUCUUAAGCUCGUGAAGGACCGCUUGAUGAACAUGGAUAAUCGUAUUGAGAAGUUUCUUCGGGGAGAGCUUGAGGAGAAUGACUUGAUGAGCUUGGAAAUUCCUUUGGACAACGUUUAUCUUGGAGGAGAGGAUACGCUGAGAGAAAUUGGGGAAAUGAAAACUCAAUUGAAGGUUCUAGAGGAAGAAAUGCUAAAGCAAAUAGGGAAUGUGAAGGGAGACAUUGAGGUCGUGAAGAAUGACUUCAAGAAAAUGGAAAGUCUUCCUGAAAAGUUUCUUCAAAAAGAGCUCACAGACGAUGACUUGAUGAGCUUGGAAAUUCCUUUGGACAACGAUUUUCUUGGAGGAGAGGUAUGAUAAUGCACACUUUCAAUGUUUAUGAAUGGAAAUAAAUUAUCCGCACUAUA